GGGGUGGUGGGAGAAGGAGGAGGCGGUGAACCACUUAUAAAUGGCGCUGAAGCAGGACCCGAAGCCUAAAUUCCAGGAGGGUGAGUGAGUGCUGUGCUUUCAUGGGCCUCUUCUUUAUGAAGCAAAGUGUGUAAAGGUUGCCAUAAAGGACAAACAAGUGAAAUACUUUAUACAUUACAGUGGUUGGAAUAAAAAUUGGGAUGAGUGGGUUCCAGAGAGCAGAGUACUCAAAUACAUGGACACCAAUUUGCAGAAACAGCGAGAACUUCAAAAAGCCAAUCAGGAGCAGUAUGCAGAGGGGAAGAUGAGAGGGGCUGCCCCAGGAAAGAAGACAUCUGGUCUGCAACAGAAAAAUGUUGAAGUGAAAACAAAAAAGAACAAACAGAAAACACCUGGAAAUGGAGAUGGUGGCAGUACCAGUGAGACCCCUCGGCCUCCUCGGAAGAAAAGGGCCCGGGUAGAUCCUACUGUUGAAAACAAGGAAACAUUCAUGAACAGAGUUGAAGUUAAAGUAAAGAUUCCUGAAGAGCUAAAACCGUGGCUUGUUGAUGACUGGGACUUAAUUACCAGGCAAAAACAGCUCUUUUAUCUUCCUGCCAAGAAGAAUGUGGAUUCCAUUCUUGAGGAUUAUGCAAAUUACAAGAAAUCUCGUGGAAACACAGAUAAUAAGGAGUAUGCAGUUAAUGAAGUUGUGGCAGGGAUAAAAGAAUACUUCAACGUAAUGUUGGGCACCCAGCUACUCCACAAAUUUGAGAGACCACAGUAUGCCGAAAUUCUUGCAGACCAUCCCGAUGCACCCAUGUCCCAGGUGUAUGGAGCGCCACAUCUCCUCAAAUUAUUUGUACGAAUUGGAGCAAUGUUGCCCUAUACACCUCUGGAUGAGAAGAGCCUUGCUUUAUUACUCAAUUUUCUUCACGAUUUCCUAAAGUACCUGGCAAAGAAUUCUGCAACUUUGUUUAGUGCCAGCGAUUACAAAGUGGCUCCUCCUGAGUACCAUGGGAAAGCUGUGUGAGAGGCACACUCACUCACUUAUGUUUGGAUCUCCGUAAACACAUUUUUGUUCUUAGUCUAUCUCUUGUACAAAUGAUGUGCUUUGAAGAUGUUAGUGUAUAACAAUUGAUGUUUGUUUUCUGUUUGAUCUUUAAACAGAGAAAAUAAAAGGGGUAAUAGCUCCUUUUUUCUUUUCUUUUCUUUUUUUUUAUUUCAAAUUUGCUGCCAGUGUUUUCAAUAAUGGACAACAGAGGGAUAUGCUGUAGAGUGUUUUAUUGCCUAGUUGACAAAGCUGCUUUUGAAUGCUGGUGGUUCUAUUCCUUUGACACUACGCACUUUUAUAAUACGUAUUAAUGCUAUAUGACAAAAUGCUCUGAUUCCUAGUGCCAAAGGUUCAAUUCAGUGUAUAUAACUGAACACACUCAUCCAUUUGUGCUCCUUGGUUUUUUUUUUUUUGUUUUUUUUUUAAUGGUGCUUAAAGAGCCCAUCCUUUGCAAGUCAUCCAUGUUGUUACUUAGGCAUUUUAUCUUUGCUCAAAUUGUUGAAGAAUGGUGGCUUGUUUCAUGGUUUUUGUAUUUGUGUCUAAUGCACGUUUUAACAUGAUAGACGCAAUGCAUUGUGUAGCUAGUUUUCUGGAAAAGUCAAUCUUUUAGGAAUUGUUUUUCAGAUCUUCAAUAAAUUUUUUCUUUAAAUUUCAAAAAAAAAA
Molecule: messenger RNA, 1696 nt
Organism: Chlorocebus sabaeus (green monkey)
Lineage: Eukaryota; Metazoa; Chordata; Mammalia; Primates; Cercopithecidae
Source: RefSeq, a predicted model, not a curated record